AUGACGGGCAAAGCGGGCGCGGCGCUGGCCCCCAGCCUGCCCGGCAAGCCCAAGCCCGACGGCGCGGCCGCCGCCCCCGCCGCCCCGCCGCCGCCCCCGCCGCCCCCCGCGGCUGGGGUCAAGUCCAACUCCGGGCCCACCCCUCCCCGCUGCACCGGCUUCGGCAUCCAGGAGAUCCUGGGCUUGAACAAGGAGCCGCCGUCGCACCCUCGGGCCGCCCUGGACUCUCUGCCCGCCGGGCACCUGCUGGCGGCCCGCUCCGUGCUCAGUCCCGCCGGGGUGGGCGGCGUGGGCAUGGGGCUGCUGGGCGCCAGCGGCAUCCCCGGCUUUUACACCCAGCCCACCUUCCUAGAGGUGCUCUCCGACCCCCAGAGCGUCCACCUGCAGCCGCUGGCCCGGGCCCCCGGGCAGCUGGACAGCAGCCAGACGGCCAGCUCAGAUUCCGAGGAUGUCUCCUCCAGCGACCGAAAAAUGUCCAAAUCCUCCCUAAAUCAGAGCAAGAAACGAAAGAAGAGGCGGCACAGGACAAUCUUCACAUCCUAUCAACUGGAGGAGCUGGAAAAGGCCUUCAAUGAGGCCCACUAUCCUGACGUGUAUGCUAGAGAGAUGCUGGCCAUGAAAACAGAGUUGCCAGAAGACAGGAUACAGGUUUGGUUCCAGAACCGCCGUGCCAAAUGGCGGAAGAGGGAGAAGUGCUGGGGCAGGAGCAGUGUGAUGGCUGAGUACGGGCUCUACGGUGCCAUGGUGCGUCACUCCAUCCCGCUGCCUGAGUCCAUCCUCAAGUCUGCCAAGGAUGGCAUCAUGGAGUCCUGUGCCCCUUGGCUCCUGGGGAUGCACAAAAAGUCUCUGGAGGCAGCGGCUGAGGCGGGGAGGAAGACAGAGGUGGAGCGCCAGGCCCUGCCCAAGCUUGACAAAGGUGACAAGGAAGAAAGGGGUCCUGAUCCCAAAACCACCAUUUCCCAGGAGGAACUGAGAGAAAACAGCAUUGCUGCCCUCAGGGCCAAAGCUCAGGAGCACAGCACCAAAGUCCUGGGGACCAUUGCCGGGGACAGCCCAGCCCCAGGCAGGAAGCCGGAGACAGGGGAGGAGGCGGCCGUGGCAGAGGAUGAGAGACAGACGGAGAAGCUGAACUCAUCGCAGAAGGAGGAGAAGCUGAUCUAG
Messenger RNA from Melospiza georgiana, 1161 nucleotides. It is a transcript of the gene VSX2, whose product is annotated as visual system homeobox 2. The coding region runs from base 1 to 1161 and encodes 386 amino acids. Gene Ontology annotation, biological process: regulation of transcription by RNA polymerase II. The record is from RefSeq and is a predicted model, not a curated record. Gene Ontology annotation, cellular component: nucleus. The transcript has 5 exons. Lineage: Eukaryota; Metazoa; Chordata; Aves; Passeriformes; Passerellidae. Gene Ontology annotation, molecular function: DNA-binding transcription factor activity, RNA polymerase II-specific; sequence-specific double-stranded DNA binding.